Psylliodes chrysocephalus is the source of this 1539-nucleotide messenger RNA. The record is from the annotation of a GenBank genome assembly. Lineage: Eukaryota; Metazoa; Arthropoda; Insecta; Coleoptera; Chrysomelidae.
AGGUCGUUACCGUUAGGCGUAAAAGGAUUCUAUAAGGAUAAAAACAUUUUCAUUACUGGUGGAAGCGGUUUUGUUGGAGUAUGUUUAUUGGAAAAAAUUCUCAGAACAAUUCCCGACCAUGGAGAUAUAAACCUGCUCAUGAGACCGAAAAAGGGGAAAGAAAUUCAAGAAAGAUUGGAAGAAAUAAAAAAGAAUUCGGUUUUUGAAACGUUAUUGAAGGAUAAAAGUGCAGAACAGGUGUUUUCUAAAGUUAAAGUUAUCGCUGGAGAUGUUGGAGAAGAUAACUUGGGAAUAUCUCCUGAAGACUGGCGUCAGCUUACUGAAAAUGUUAACGUUAUAUUCCAUUCAGCAGCUACUUUAGACUUUGGAGAUACACUAGAUGUAACUGUAAACAUUAAUUUACUAGGAACAAGAAGAGUCACGAAAUUGGCUAAAGAAUGUAGGAACUUGACUGUUCUUGUUCAUGUCAGCAGUGCCUACGUCAAUUCUUAUAGAAGCGAAGCUGAAGAGGUAAUUUAUCCAUUAGCCACAGAUGCAGAGGAACUAAUAGCUACAGUUAAGAAACUCAGUAAAGAGGAGUUACAAAGUCAAACACCGGAAAUAUUAGGUGAUCAUCCGAAUACUUACACCAUUACAAAACAUAUGGCUGAACAUGAAAUCCAAAAAUGUGAAUCGCUAUUUCCUUGUUCGAUUGUCCGUCCAAGCAUGAUUGUUGGAGCUUGGAAGGAACCUACAGCCGGAUGGACAAUUAGCAAAAAUGGACCGCAAGGUUUUUUGAUGGGAGCAGCAAAAGGCGUUAUAAGAAGGUUGCCUGUUGCCAAAGAGCUAAUUUAUGAUUACAUUCCUGUCGAUAUUGUAAUUAAUAAUUUACUUGCUGCUGGUUUUCAUGCAGGUUUAACAAAACCAUCAAAAGUAACAGUUUAUCAUGCGACUUCUAGUACAAGACAUCCAUUCCGUUGGUCAUCAGUUGAAGAUAGGUUUAAUAGUUACUUACACAACUGGCCUCUAAAAAGUGCUGUUUGGUAUCCUUAUAUGAAGUUCUUACCUUCCAUUACAUGGUAUAAAAUUUCCGCUCUUUUCGUCCAUUUCUUUCCCGCCAUUAUUUUAGACACAGUCACUCGCCUAAGUGGAGGUAGACCUAUUUUAAUGAGAUUACAUACAAACGUUAACAACUCGUUAGGAAUGUUGGAGAAAUUUAUAUUUUCCGAAUGGAAAUUUUACGCGAGUAAAACUGAAGAAUUGCAGGAAUCCUUAAAUAAAGAAGAUCAAAAGACUUUCAAUGUUAAUUUGGAAGAAUUAUCGUGGCCUAAUUAUUUUAACGAUUUGGCAAUGGGAGCGCGAGUUUACUUGAACAAGGACCCAUUGAAGACUUUAAGUAAAGCUAAAACUAAAGACAACAUUUUAUUGGGAGUCCACCUCGUAUGGCAAGGUUUAGUCUUCUCCCUACUUUGGUUUUUAUUUGCCUGUGUUACAGGCACGACGAUGUAUUCGUCGGCAUUUAUCGUACCUAUUAUUUACAUUUUAUUUAAUCUGUUGUAA